Molecule: messenger RNA, 3190 nt
Organism: Nothobranchius furzeri (turquoise killifish)
Lineage: Eukaryota; Metazoa; Chordata; Actinopteri; Cyprinodontiformes; Nothobranchiidae
Gene: mctp2b
Product: multiple C2 domains, transmembrane 2b
Biological process (GO): regulation of neurotransmitter secretion
Cellular component (GO): synaptic vesicle membrane
Molecular function (GO): calcium ion binding
Source: RefSeq, a predicted model, not a curated record
UAUGUCGUACUUGAUUUUGUCAACUGCAACUGGGGGGAGGAAGUCCCUCCGUCGAGCCUACUAUAUGUUCUGACCUGUUGAUGAACGGCUGUUAAAUACUCAGACGGGAUGUGAAGGAGAACCUGUGCUCGGAGGUUCCACGUAACCCAAAAGAUCGUAGAUACAACUCCUCUAACACGAUGGACUCCAAGAAACUGAGCAAGCUGCACACUUUUCGAAAGAGGGUGAUGCCUCAUUUCCGGCGUGACAAGAAUUCCAAACCGCACAUCCUCCAGCUGGAUCACAACAUGGACCAUCGGAUGAGCAUCUCUGUUCCAGACAUUAGGGUCGUGAGAGAGGACCACAGUCAUGUUUGCUCCAACACGCAGCUCCAGCAGCACAAAACUCCGAGCUGCAAUGGAAACUCCAAACAGCGUGGAAGUGCUGGGAGUGGCCUGCAGGUACCGGAAGGAGGAGUUUUAAGGAGUGAUCACAGACUGAGCAUACCUUCAGACUGGGUUCUGUCUCAGGAGACAUUCAAUGACCUCUGUGGACAAGAGGACGUUUACUUAGAGAGGUAUCUUAGAGGGAUGGAGCUGGAAACACCGGUCGUGCCUGAGAUAUUAACAGACAUCAGUCCAGACGUCCCCAGUGAAGAUGUUUCACCGGACAACACACAGAGUGAGAUGGGUGUUGAGACUGAGCUGGUCCCAGAAAACAACUCGGAUCUUCGUCGCUCCUUCCUGCUCAACAUCCACCUGAAGGAAGGACGCAACCUGGUCAUCAGGGACCGCUGUGGCACCAGCGACCCUUAUGUGAAGUUCAAGAUGGAAGGAAAAACCAUCUACAAGAGCAAAGUGGUUUAUAAAAACCUGAACCCUGUGUGGAGCGAGUCCUUCUCUUUGCCUGUGAAGGAUCUGAAUCAGAGUCUUUAUAUCAAGGUAUACGACCGUGAUCUCACAACUGAUGACUUUAUGGGUUUUGCCUGCGUCCAGCUGAAUGAGUUGGUUGUUGACAGAGUCCAUGAGAAGACAUUGCAGUUGAAUGAUCCAAACACCCUGGAGGAGGACAUGGGAGUCGUGUUGGUGGACUUGAGUCUGUCCCGCCGAAACGAAGACGGCAAGAAAGGCAGUAGGUGGAGCCGAAAGCGAAGUCCUGGGGCAGGGACAGUUCCAGUCUCUCGGCUGUUAGACUCCCUAAAGAAGAGCCAGCUCUGGACGUCUGUGGUGACGGUGACUCUGGUCGAAGGUCGGGACCUGCCAGCAGAUUCCCAGACUGGGUCCUUCUACAUUUGCUUCAAACUGGGGGAGCAGCAAUAUAAAAGCAAGAGUCAUUGCAAAGUGCCCAAUCCUCAGUGGAGAGAGAGGUUCACCCUCAAACAGUUCGUUAACCAGGCGCACAUCGUGGAGGUGGAGCUCUGGUCCAAAGAUGGACGUAGGACGGAGGAACGCUUGGGAGCGUGUGAUGUGGACCUGUCUAAGUUCUCUCUCAACAAGAGGCAGCUGUUCACGUUGAACCUUUCUCCGCUCAGAGGAACUUUGGUCUUCCUCAUGAAAACGAGCCCCUGCAGCGGCGUCUCCAUCUCUGACCUCGGCGCCGCGCCGCUCAGUGAACCUCAGGAACGACGGUACCAGCUGGAAAAAUACAGUCUGAAAAGUUCCCUGAGCAACAUCCAUGACAUCGGUUUCCUUCAAGUCAAAGUUCUCCGGGCUACAGAUCUGCUGGCUGCUGAUUUAAACGGCAAGAGUGACCCUUUCUGCGUGUUGGAAUUGGGCAACGACAGGUUGCAGACCCAAACCAUCAAUAAGAACCUCAACCCAGAGUGGAACCAAGUCUUCACCUUCCCUGUCAAAGACAUUCAUGACGUUCUGAUGGUGACCAUCUUUGAUGACGAUGGAGACAAGGCACCAGACUUUCUAGGGAAAGUUGCCAUCCCCCUGCUCUCGAUCCGCGGGGGACAGCAGACGACCCACCUGCUGAAGAAGAAGGACCUAGGUCGGCUGCUGAAGGGGAGCAUCACUCUGGAGCUGGAGGUUAUUUUUAACCCGGUCAAAGCCAGUAUAAGAACCUUCCAGCCAAAGGAGAGAGUGUUCAUGGAGGAUAACUCCAAAUUUUCCAAAAAGACGAUGGCCAGGAACGUGGCCCGUGUUCGUGCAAUUUACGGAGCCAUCAUGUCGAAUCUACAGUACAUCAAAAGCUGCUUCCAGUGGGAGAGUGUUCAGAGGAGCCUGCUAGCCUUCCUGGUUUUCGUUGUCACCGUGUGGCACUGGGAGUUCUACAUGCUGCCCUGUUUCCUGGCUCUGCUCAUCAGCUGGAACUACUUUCAGAUCCGUUUUCGACGCGUCAGCCACGAGGUGAGCAGCAUGGAUUUGGCGGAUGAUGAAGAGGAUGAUGAGAAGGAGUCGGAGAGGAAGGGACUCAUCGAUAAAAUCCACACGAUCCAGGACAUAGUCAUCACCGUCCAGAACCUGCUGGACGACGUUGCCUGUUUAGGGGAGAGGAUUAAAAACAUCUUCAACUGGUCGGUGCCCUUCCUGUCAGCUCUGGCUCUGCUGAUCUUCGUGGCUGCUGCUGUUCUCACGUACUACGGAUCGGUUCGCUACAUCAUCUUAUUAUGGGGUAUCAAUAAAUUCACCAAGAAGCUGCGGAACCCGUACAGCAUCGACAACAAUGAGGUGCUUGAUUUCCUCUCCAGGGCUCCCUCAGAUGUGCAGAAGGUUCAGUACAACGAGCCGAGGAGCAGCAGGAGGAGGAGGGUUCUGUAGAAACGGGAUGAAGAUGGACCUGGAGCUGCUUAGAUCCUCUCAGCCGGACCGGUCCUAUCUCAGGACUCGUCCAUGUGUGUUUGUCUAUUUUAUGUACAGUUUUUAGUCAUAUCAAUCAGAGGCUGCUGUAUUUAAUAUUUUUGUCUCAUUGAAUCGGUGGAUUAGACUUCAUUUAUGAAACAUCAUUUCUGUAAAAUAGCAUGACUUUGCUGUUUGGAUAAUUGUGAUGGGCUGUUUUAAAUUAGCAUCACAUUCCUGUAUUGUUUACUCGAGAAAUCAGACUUGUGUUGUUCCAGACAGAAAUGAUAUGAAGACAAGUGCCUUCCCCUGUCCUCUCUGCAUGUGGGUCAUCGGGCCUGAGCUGUAAACACUUUAUUUAUUAUUGACGGGAGCUCAUGAAGAUCUCAGGUCUUUUAUUUUCAACGGCAAUAAAUCUGCACACACUG